Messenger RNA from Strigops habroptila (Kakapo), 4282 nucleotides. RefSeq names its product acid sensing ion channel subunit 1 (gene ASIC1). Gene Ontology annotation, biological process: sodium ion transmembrane transport. The record is from RefSeq and is a predicted model, not a curated record. NCBI's taxonomy places the organism in Eukaryota, Metazoa, Chordata, Aves, Psittaciformes, Psittacidae. Gene Ontology annotation, cellular component: membrane. The coding region runs from base 611 to 2194 and encodes 527 amino acids. The transcript is spliced from 12 exons.
GCCCCUGCCAGCAGCCUGCAAUCGCUGGAGCUCCUCCGCCUCUCCCUCCUCCUCCUUCUCCUCCUCCUCCUUCUCCUCGCUGCCCACCGGCCUGCGGCACCCCGGCCUCCGGCCCCACCAGCGCACAGACAAUGACUUCAUGCGGAUUAUGCAUCUGAAGAAAUCACCAGCUCCCAGAUAGCCACAGGGGGAGGUAUCCAUGUGUUUGGCAGAGAAGCAGCCUCUUGCUCGCCUUCCUUCUCCUCCUCUUUCCUCCUCACACCCGGCAGCUGCCUCCUCUCCGGCGAUGGUCGCCUCCGGUCCCCCCGCCCGGCGCUGAGCGAGGCCCCGGCGCAUCCCCGCUCCCACGCUUGCACCAAGGUACCACCGAGGCUAUUUUUAUUCCCCUCCUUCUUUUCCGGUUCGCCCGGCGCUGCCGGGCUCGGUCCCUGCUCGUCUCCCGCUCCCGUCUUCCCAACCCAGCGGCAAGAGGUGGAGGGAGGCUCGUCCCAGCCCCGGCACCCACAACGCAGCGGCAGCCACCGUCGCACAGCAGAAGGAGCCCAGCGCUGGCCGCGGCCGCCGGCCCCGCUUCCAGCAGAGUGGCCACCCCGGGGUGCCAGCGCAGACCAUGAUGGACCUGAAGGUGGACGAGGAGGAGGUGGACAGCGGGCAGCCGGUGAGCAUCCAGGCCUUCGCCAGCAGCUCCACCCUGCACGGGCUCUCGCACAUCUUCUCAUACGAGCGGCUGUCGCUGAAGCGCGUGGUCUGGGCGCUGUGUUUCCUGGGCUCGCUGGCACUGCUCACCCUCGUCUGCACCAACCGCAUCCAGUACUACUUCCUCUACCCCCACGUCACCAAGCUGGACGAGGUGGCGGCCACCAGGCUCACCUUCCCCGCCGUCACCUUCUGCAACCUCAACGAGUUCCGCUUCAGCCGGGUGACCAAGAAUGACCUGUACCACGCCGGCGAGCUCCUCGCCCUGCUCAAUAACAGAUACGAGAUCCCAGACACCCAGAGCGCCGACGAGAAGCAGCUGGAAAUCCUGCAGGACAAGGCAAACUUCCGAAACUUCAAGCCCAAACCUUUCAACAUGCUGGAGUUUUAUGACCGGGCCGGUCACGACAUCCGCGAGAUGCUGCUGUCCUGCUUCUUCCGUGGGGAGCAAUGCAGCCCUGAAGACUUCAAAGUGGUCUUCACCCGCUAUGGGAAGUGCUACACCUUCAACGCAGGGCAGGACGGGAAGCCCCGGCUCAUCACCAUGAAGGGGGGCACCGGCAACGGCCUGGAGAUCAUGCUGGACAUUCAGCAGGACGAGUACCUGCCAGUGUGGGGGGAGACAGAUGAGACCUCCUUCGAAGCCGGGAUCAAGGUGCAGAUCCACAGCCAGGAUGAGCCCCCACUGAUCGACCAGCUGGGCUUUGGGGUGGCUCCUGGCUUCCAGACCUUCGUGUCCUGCCAGGAGCAGCGGCUCAUCUACCUGCCACCUCCCUGGGGCGACUGCAAGGCCGUGGCGGGCGACUCGGAGUUUUAUGACACCUACAGCAUCACCGCCUGCCGCAUCGACUGCGAGACCCGUUACCUGGUGGAGAACUGCAACUGCCGCAUGGUGCACAUGCCAGGCGAUGCCCCUUACUGCACCCCGGAGCAGUACAAGGAGUGCGCGGAUCCGGCCUUAGAUUUCCUGGUGGAGAAGGACAAUGAGUACUGCGUCUGUGAGAUGCCCUGCAACGUGACCCGCUAUGGCAAAGAGCUCUCCAUGGUGAAGAUCCCCAGUAAAGCCUCUGCCAAGUACCUGGCCAAGAAGUACAACAAGUCGGAGCAGUACAUCGGGGAGAACAUCCUGGUGCUGGAUAUCUUCUUUGAAGCCCUGAACUAUGAGACAAUCGAGCAGAAGAAGGCAUACGAGGUGGCUGGUUUGCUGGGUGACAUUGGAGGGCAGAUGGGGCUGUUCAUUGGGGCCAGUAUCCUCACAGUACUGGAGCUGUUCGAUUACGCCUACGAGGUGAUAAAGCAUCGGCUGUGCCGGCGGGGCAAGUGCCGCAAGAACCACAAGAGAAACAACACGGACAAGGGCGUCGCGCUGAGCAUGGACGACGUGAAACGCCACAAUCCCUGUGAAAGCAUACGGGGCCACCCAGCAGGCAUGACGUAUGCAGCCAACAUCCUACCUCAUCACCCGGCCCGGGGCACUUUUGAGGACUUCACCUGCUAACCGACGUCUGGAUGUACAACCUGAGCUACCAAAGCCCUCCGGAGAGCUGCCCUUCUCCCUGCGAGCGCCAGCAGAGAGACACAUCUAAGGGGACCUUGCUCCUCGACACGGUGGGACACGGACAAGAGCGACGGCCUCGGAUUUGGGGGCAGGCAGCCGGGUCGGGUCACGCAGCCCCUGUGGCAGCUGCUCCGUGCCUGCCCCGCUAGUUCAGAGACUCGAGGACGCUCCAGCCCGGCCACCCUCGCGGUGCGGGGAGCGACACGCACAGCGGGCUGGGGCACGGGCCUGUCCCGUCCCCUCCCCUCGGCUCCCCUCGGCCUUUUUAACUAGAAACCCAGAAGCCAAGAAGAAGCAGCCGUUUGGCCGCAGUCUCCAUCCACAGCCCUGUCUGUCCGUCCGUCCGUCCAUCGUCUCCAUGCUCAUCCUGCUCCAAUGCCUUGGCUGGUGCUUGCUGGGACCACUGUGCCUGGCAGGGGGGAUCAUGCAGGAGCCCCAUGGGGCACCCAGCAGACGUGGCAGUGGGUUCAGCAGUACCAGGAGAGCCUCGCUGUCCCCUGGGACUGUGGUGGCCUGCAGCCAGCCCUUGCCUGGGCACUCCCAGCCGCUCCAUGCACAUGAAGAUGGGGCAUCUCCACCUCUCCGAAACGUCUUCCUCGGCACCCUGCCCCAGCGACAGCGGUGCCCAGCCACUCAGCUUGCUGGCCGGCCACAAGCACCACAGGGGACACGGCCAUGGGGUGCCACCUUAGCACUGAAGACCCCGCUGCCCAGGCACUCUCCUUCAGCCGCGUCGGGUGAUGGUGUGGUCUCCCUGCCUGUCUCCCCCGGGUCCCACACAGCCUGGCCAGCACCAGCCCUCUCCCACAGUCCCUCCUUUCCCCAGGGAACCUGGGGCUACCCCGUGCGACCCCCAAAACAGCCAUCCUUGGGGGAGAAAGGCAGAAGGAAAACUCCUGAACCCCAUUUCAGCUGCAGCCACUGGCCCAGCUCAGCCAGGGGUGCCACAAAGGAUGCCCCUUUGGCACUGCUUUAGCCAGGCGUUGGAGCCCCAACACCAAAGGGGUUCACACUUUGAGGGACACCCCACGGCACGGGGUGCUCUGGUCCAUGGGACCGCAGGCUCCCACCCCACUGAACCCCCCACCAGCAGCUGCCCCCGGGCACCGCCAGCCCUGGGCAUCAUCGGGGCAUCCCAGAGCUCGCUGCCCCGGGGCUGCCGCUGCUCCUCCCGCCGCUGCCCUCGCCCCAGCAUGCAGGGACCUGCCCUGGCAGCCGGGCUCCGGCUCUGGCCAAGUCUCUGCUCCCCACGUCCACAAGUUCAUCACCAUCUCACUCUCGGGCCAGUGGAAAUUGGCCUCCCCCAGCCCCUGCCAGCCCCCAGGCCCCACACACCAAGCAAGAGCCCUCCCAGGGCUGAAGUGCUACUUAUCUUUAAGAGCUUUUGCAAUAAGUCUUUUUAGUAAGUAUUAUCUCCAACCUGCAGUUUUGGGUUUAUUAUUGUUGUCAUUAUUAAUAUUAUUAUUAUUAUUUGCUUCCUGACCAAAAUUAGGAACUGGGGGUCAGUCCUUUGUAUCCAGCGAUCGCCCAAAGAUGACGGGUUGGCCACAUCCAUAAAUUUUCUUAUGGAUUUUUCCUAAUGUUUCAUUGCAUUUCAUUUAUUUAUUUUCUUUCUUUCUUUCUCUUUCCCAUUAAAGCUUUUAAAGAUGGGGCUGGGAUUUGACCUUGACGCUCACUUGUUGAAGCAUACAGGUUUUUUGUUUGUUUCUAUUCUAUCAUCUGCAUUUUAUAUUUCUUAUAUAGAAUAUAUAUGACUAUAUAUAUAUGUGUACAUAUAUAUAUAUCUCUCUAUAUAUGCAUCAUACCAGUGUAGAUAUCCAUCUAGUAGCAUUUAGGCCUUGUUCUUGUGCCAUUUCCUUUUCUGUUACUGAUCUCUGAAUGCCUUCAAGUGUAUAAAGUGUUGAAUUCUCUCUGGUAUCUGUACUAUGUACACACAUUUUCAUAGGAAGCACAAUAAGAUGACAGAUGCAUUGUACAUCAAUACCUGCUACUCUUAACGAUGAUAUAAAGAAUGAUAUAACUCAUGAA